AUGCGCCAGCAUGAGCAUGUUUGCAGCAACCUGUUUGCAUCUCGUGUUCAGACAAAUCAAGCAAAACCCUCUUGCUCUCACCGAAACUCCGAACUCUCAUUGUUUCGUGCUGGUGAGGUAGGUAUCUGCAGCGGAGUGAUUGGGAGCGUUUUGAUGUUGACCAUGGACCUUAAGAAGUUUGCGGCACGGAUGCUCUUUAUGUGUGCGUUGUGGAAACAGGCUUGGCAGAUGACACCGCACGAUGUCAGCCUGGCAUGGUGCAGAGCAGAC
Messenger RNA from Cladocopium goreaui, 270 nucleotides. The record is from the annotation of a GenBank genome assembly. NCBI's taxonomy places the organism in Eukaryota, Dinophyceae, Suessiales, Symbiodiniaceae.